This is a messenger RNA of Impatiens glandulifera, 1646 nucleotides long. RefSeq names its product glucan endo-1,3-beta-glucosidase 6. Gene Ontology annotation, biological process: carbohydrate metabolic process. The transcript is spliced from 2 exons. Bases 119 to 1576 code for a protein of 485 amino acids. Gene Ontology annotation, cellular component: plasma membrane. Lineage: Eukaryota; Viridiplantae; Streptophyta; Magnoliopsida; Ericales; Balsaminaceae. The record is from RefSeq and is a predicted model, not a curated record. Gene Ontology annotation, molecular function: hydrolase activity, hydrolyzing O-glycosyl compounds.
CAACUCAAGCUCUUCACUUUACUAUUUUUCUCUCUAGAUCUCAAACGCACAGAACUGGAAUCAAUGAACGAUCGAGGAACAAAAUACUGAGAAUAAUCGCUCAAAACACCCAUUUCAAAUGGCAAUACCCACCAAGAUUUCAGCAUUUCUAGCUUUAGCGGUGGCCGCGGCGGUUUGGAGUUGGUCGGCGGAGGUUGUGGAAUCAGCUAUUGGAGUUAACUGGGGGACACUGGCUUCUCAUAGACUAUCCUCUUCAACGGUUGUUAAUCUUCUCAAGAGCAACAAAAUACAGAAGGUGAAACUGUUCGAUGCUGAUUCCCGUGUCCUCCGAUCCUUACUUGGAAGUAAUAUUGAAGUUAUGGUUGGAAUACCCAAUGAGAUGUUAUCUGAAAUCAGCUCUUCUUCUAUCGCUUCUGAUUUGUGGGUCUCGCAGAAUGUUUCUCGUUAUAUUGGUAAAGGAGGAGUUGACAUAAGAUAUGUUGCAGUAGGAAACGAGCCAUUCCUUACAAGCUAUUCAGGACAAUUUCAGUCAUACGUUAUACCUGCACUUACAAAUGUUCAACAAUCACUAGUCAAAGCAAACUUAGCUAACUUGAUUAAGCUAGUCGUUCCCUGUAAUGCCGAUGCUUACCAAGCCACAUUACCUUCUCAAGGAGCCUUCAGACCAGAUCUCACGCAGAUCAUGACCCAACUUGUUUCCUUUCUCAACGCUAACGGUUCUCCAUUUGUAGUCAACAUAUAUCCCUUUUUAAGCCUAAACAGCAACUCAGAUUUCCCCCAAGAUUAUGCCUUUUUCGAGGGCACUACCCAUUCCGUAGCUGAUGGACCAAACGUUUACUACAACGCGUUUGAUGGGAACUAUGACACGCUUGUUUCAGCUCUUACCAAAAUUGGCUCUGGACAAAUGCCAAUAGUGGUUGGGGAAAUCGGUUGGCCAACAGAAGGAGCUAACUCCGCGAAUCUCACAGCUGCUAAAGUUUUCAAUCAAGGACUUGUUAAAAACAUCUUAAGCGGUAAAGGGACACCUUUGAGGCCGGGUAUACCUCCGAUUGAUAUAUAUCUGUUCAGUCUUCUCGAUGAAGGAGCGAAAAGCAUACUUCCAGGGAAUUUCGAGAGACAUUGGGGGAUUUUUUCGUUUGAUGGUCAGGCUAAGUACAGGUUAAACCUAGGAAAUGGGAUGAUUAAGAAUGCUAAAGACGUUUCUUAUCUUCCUUCGAGAUGGUGUGUGGCUGAUCCGUCUAAGGAUUUAGGGGAUGUGUCGAACCAUAUGGGAAUCGCUUGUGGUGCGGCUGACUGCACCACACUUAGCUUUGGGGGAUCGUGUAAUGGAAUUGGUGUGAAGGGGAAUACUUCUUAUGCGUUUAAUAGUUAUUAUCAGAUGAUGAAACAAGAUGAGAAGAGCUGCGAUUUUGAUGGGUUUGGAAUGAUCACUUUUUUGGACCCAUCUAUUGGUGACUGUAGAUUUCUUGUUGGAGUUGAUGAUAGUCAUGCCCAAUCUGGGUUAGUGAGUCAUUGUUGGGCGUAUGUUCUUCGGUUAUCGAUUCUGUGGGGGUUAAUCAUCUUCGCCGUCGGGUGAAAAAGGUUAGUGUUUUAUCGAGUUGUUCUUAUAGAUUUUAUGCUUUCUUUUGUCUUCUAUUUGAAGAUUC